UCCGCCUACGGAAGCCGGGACGCCGGCCGCGCUUAUCUUGUCGCGCGCAACCGCAGUCUCGCGGCUGGGAGCGAACGCAGCGGUCUCCCGGGAGCGGAGGCGCAGAGACCGGGCCUCGGACCAGCCCUUCCGGCGGCGGCGAAGUGGCGGCACGGAGAGCUGACUGGUCAAAAGAAUGGAUUUUACAGAGGCUUACUCUGACACAUGCUCCACGGUUGGACUUGCUGCCAGGGAAGGCAAUGUUAAAGUCUUAAGAAAACUGCUCAAAAACGGACGUAGUGUUGAUGUUGCUGAUAACAGGGGAUGGAUGCCAAUUCAUGAAGCAGCUUAUCACAACUCUGUAGAAUGUUUACGGAUGUUAAUUCAUGCAGCUUCAUCUAAAAACUACAUUAAGACAAAGACUUUUGAGGGCUUCUGUGCAUUACAUCUUGCUGCAAGUCAAGGACAUUGGAAGAUCAUACAGAUUCUUCUAGAAGCUGGGGCAGAUCCUAAUGCCACUACUUUAGAGGAAACCACACCACUGUUUUUAGCUGUUGAAAAUGGACAGAUAGAUGUGUUAAGGCUGCUACUUCGAUAUGGAGCAAAUGUUAAUGGAUCCCAUUCUAUGUGUGGAUGGAACACCUUGCACCAGGCUACUUUUCAGGAAAAUGCUGAGAUCAUAAAAUUGCUUCUUAAAAAAGGAGCAAACAAGGAAUGCCAGGAUGACUUUGGAAUCACACCUUUAUUUGUGGCUGCUCAAUAUGGCAAGCUAGAAAGCUUGAGCAUACUUAUAUCAUCAGGUGCAAAUGUCAAUUGUCAAGCCUUGGACAAAGCUACUCCCUUGUUCAUUGCUACUCAAGAGGGCCACACAGAAUGUGUGGAGCUUUUGCUUUCCAGUGGGGCAGAUCCUGAUCUUUACUGUAAUGAGGACAAUUGGCAGUUACCUAUUCAUGCAGCUGCACAAAUGGGCCAUACAAAAAUCUUGGACUUGUUAAUACCACUUACUAACCGGGUCUGUGACACUGGGCCAAACAAAGUGAGUCCUGUGUACUCAGCAGUGUUUGGAGGGCAUGAAGAGUGCCUAGAAAUGUUGCUCCAGUCUGGCUACCACCCAGAUGCCCAGAUGUGCCUCGUCUUCGGAUUCAGUUCUCCCAUGUGUAUGGCUUUCCAAAAGGACUGUGACUUCUUGGGAAUUGUGAAUAUUCUUUUGAAAUAUGGAGCCCAGCUAAAUGAACUUCAUUUGGCAUACUGCCUGAAGUAUGAGAGGUUUUCAGUAUUUCGCUACUUUUUGAAGAAAUGUUGCCCAUUGACAUCAUGGAGCCACAUAUCUGAAUUUAUAAGUCAUGCAGUUAAAGCACAGACAAAAUAUAAAGAAUGGUUGCCAUCUCUCCUGCUUGCUGGAUUUGACCCACUGAAUCUCCUCUGCAGUUCUUGGAUUGACUCAAUCAGCGAUGACAUCCUUAUCUUCACUUUGGAGUUUACUAAUUGGAGGAGGCUUCCUCCAGCUGUUGAAAAGAUGCUCUCUGCUCGUGCCUCAAACUCCUCUUGGGCUCUACAGCAACAUAUUGCCUCUGUUCCAUCCCUGACCCACCUUUGUCGUUUGGAAAUUCGGUCCAGUCUAAAACCAGAGCACCUACUAUCUAACAGUUUUAUCUGUCAGUUGCCACUUCCCAGAAGCCUACAUGAUUAUUUGCUCUAUGCAGAGGUUUUGAGGAUGAAUGAAGUUCCAGAACUGGCAGUUAUUCAAGAUGGAGAAAUCAGUGAAGCUACUUAACACAGGUCAUGUCUUACUCUGAAAACCACCGAGAUAAGGAGCCAUGGAGUACAAAUUCUUCACGAUUUUAUUGUCACAAAAGAUGAUUUUUGUUUGUGUGGUUGGUUAGAUUUUAGAGGGCAGUAGUUUAAUGCAAAUGUUUACAACUAAGCUUCCUGGUAAAAAAGUAUAAACCUCACUAAUGUUACUUUAUUGCAGUUUUAUCAUCAGUACACUUUAUGUUGUAAAUUACCUAACCAUUUUCUGCUUUAUUCUGUUAAUGAACUGUGGCUAAACAUGGCAUAUUUCCACGUAUGAUCCUGUGUUUACCUAGGGCUAGCGUUUAGAAGGGAAUGCAUAAAACUUCACUGGACAUGUACACACAGUGUAGUUGAGUCUCUCUUAUAUUUAUAAAAGAACUGUCUUAUAUUCUAUUCUCAUCUCUUAAUUCAGUUGAAAUUCAUUGGCUUUUCACAGGUAAACUCAGGGGAGAAUUCUUUCUUUAAAGACUAUAGAAAAUGAAUCAUUUUGCUGUUGUUUUUUUUCCAGUUCCUUGAUACUCUCUUUGGCUAAAAAAGAUUCCUGUUUCUGCAAAGGCAAGAACAAACCUAAACUUAAAGAUAUGCUCAGUUGAAAAAAAAAAUUAGGUUGGUAUUGAGAUAAAUGUGCAUUUUACCACAUUUACACAGUAUUAAUUAGGAGACUGGGAGAGACAUUUCUGUGGUACCAUCUUUAAAGAAAGGUAUGUAUUCCUGAGUUGCUCAGUAUCAGAUAAAACUGAAGCUCCAUUCAGCCUCCAAA
Molecule: messenger RNA, 2533 nt
Organism: Mesoplodon densirostris (Blainville's beaked whale)
Lineage: Eukaryota; Metazoa; Chordata; Mammalia; Artiodactyla; Ziphiidae
Gene: ASB3
Product: ankyrin repeat and SOCS box containing 3
Exons: 10
Coding region: 176-1753 (525 amino acids)
Biological process (GO): intracellular signal transduction
Molecular function (GO): protein binding
Source: RefSeq, a predicted model, not a curated record